CAAAGAAGAGAGGGAGAAGCCGGAAGCCCGUCAACGCAGCGGAUGUCUGGUCCACGUCAGCAAGUGUCGCCAACGAUCGCCCCGUUUCAACUGGCCCACGAGUUUGUCCGCCGGUCCACUCGUCUCGAUGGCGGACGAGAGCACGCGCAAAGCGGUGUCUCAGAUCCCGCUUCUUAAGACACAGGCCGGUCCGCGGGAGCGAACUCUGUGGCCGCAGCGCCUCAAGGAGGAGUACCUGGCCCUCAUCCGCUUCGUGGAGAACAACAAGGCUGCCGACAACGACUGGUUUCGCCUCGAGUCCAACGCGGACGGCACGCGUUGGACCGGCACGUGCUGGUUCGUGCACGAGCUCCUGCGCUACGAGUUCCGCCUGGAGUUCGACAUCCCCGUGACGUACCCGGACACGGCGCCGGAAGUGGCACUGCCGGAGCUGGAUGGCAAAACGGCUAAGAUGUACCGCGGCGGCAAGAUCUGCCUGACCGAACACUUCGCGCCGCUGUGGGCCCGGAACGCGCCGCGCUUCGGCCUGGCCCACCUUAUGGCGCUCGGGCUCGGCCCUUGGCUCGCCGUCGAGGUCCCGGACCUGAUCGAUAAAGGUCUCGUGGUACACGUGGAGCAGCAGAAGGCGCCGCAGUAACUCGCGCGCCACUGAUGGCGUGUAAACAUUUGCAUCGCAGGGAGCGCUGCCCUGCAAUCAUGUUCGCGACUAAAAUCAAACCAGGAACUAUUCCUCUGUCAAUACACGAAAAAAAAUGAGUAACACGUAUUUUGAUGAGUGGAAAAACGCUACUUUAUAAAGACAUUAACAAUUAAUCUUUCUUUUUCGACACUUUGUUCUGAAAUGCACAUUGUGUUGCUCCUUCUGAUGGGUUUGCCUCAGUCAACUGUGGGUACUAGACGAAUACACUGAUCAUUGAGUAGCUUAUCUGACAUCAAUAUGGCACAAAUUAGUCUUUCUCUGCAGAGGAUAAAGUAUAUUUGGGGGCACCUCCAAUGAGAUGCUAAUUGUUAAACCUUGUGGCUAUGAAGUUUUCAUUUGGUGGGAAAUGGAGGGAAACUGAAAUCUGAGAUGUCCGCUGGGCAGAUAUUAAGUGAGGUGUAUUGCAUACAUUUUGCUGUCAAGUUAUAUUCAAAAAAAGUUUAAAGUUCACACUGAAAAACUGGU
Hippocampus zosterae (dwarf seahorse) is the source of this 1165-nucleotide messenger RNA. RefSeq names its product ubiquitin-fold modifier conjugating enzyme 1 (gene ufc1). The coding region runs from base 128 to 637 and encodes 169 amino acids. Gene Ontology annotation, cellular component: cytoplasm. Gene Ontology annotation, molecular function: UFM1 conjugating enzyme activity. Gene Ontology annotation, biological process: protein K69-linked ufmylation. The transcript has a single exon. Lineage: Eukaryota; Metazoa; Chordata; Actinopteri; Syngnathiformes; Syngnathidae. The record is from RefSeq and is a predicted model, not a curated record.